Acaulospora morrowiae is the source of this 2842-nucleotide messenger RNA. The record is from the annotation of a GenBank genome assembly. Lineage: Eukaryota; Fungi; Glomeromycota; Glomeromycetes; Diversisporales; Acaulosporaceae.
AUGAUGAACUCGACCGAGGAUAUUGCAACGCAUUCAGAGCAACCAAAACUUGAUCUAAUUUCAACGUCCGAUAACAUACCCCAAGUCACGAUAGAGACUAUUAGUAGUCUACCAAAUUCUGACACAAACAACAAACUCUCAGGUAAUGUCGAUGCAGGCAACAAACUCUCGGAAGAUCUUCCAAAAGAAAGAAAAGUUCUAAGUUUAAUUGCGGAUCCAAGUUCUUAUUAUGAAAUGGGGCAAUGGGGGGCGUUCGGGAGGGAUGGUAAAUUGGGAUUUGGUGGGAUCACAACCCCAAGGAGAACGAUGUCAUUGACUUACAAGAAGCAAAAUUCAAGUUACGUCGACUCUGGUCCUGCAUUGUUCACCAGUGAACUUACCCGUGGUUUGGCCAAAGAAAACCAUCUAAAUGCGGAUGAUACGCUUCAAGAAUCACGAAUCCAUCAACCACUCGUUGAUGAAAUUUCUCAUGAACCAACGACCCUUAGCCCACCUUCACCUUUGCAAUCAAUUUAUACAAAAGACGUGUCAGACACUUCCGGUGUGAGAAAAUUCUUUCACCAUAACAGAGCUCAUUCUUACACACCUAACGCGAGCGGUGCAUCGUUCCCCUUGGAGAUUCCUAAGCGUCCGAUAUCCUCAAACUCUGGAACACGCCUUUUUGUCUCCACACCUGCUAACGAAGACGAUUGGAAAGAUUUCUUGGAUGGCUAUGCCCAAGGAAAUUUCGAUCCUCUGUCGAUUCCAAAAAAACCGCGACGACUGUCAGGCAAAAAACAUAAGGACGGCAGUUACAAAUGUAGUGUACCGACUUCACCACUUUCUGAAUACACUGUUUGUAGCGAUACAAGUGAAAAUUAUAUUAUUCCGGGAUUAACUAUGGUCAAGGAGGAAAAAGAAUUUACACAUUCUCCGAAGGAUAUUAUUGGUGUUCAAGUUAAUGAUAAGUAUUCUGUUGGUUGUGAUUAUAAUGAUAAUGAUAGUGAUAAUGAUAAUAGUAAUCAAAAUGGCCGAACGCAGGAGAGCUUUGACAUGAAUUUUACUCGCCUAGUUGGACUGGUCAAAGAACAUUUUAAGGUUCCCACCACCUUGAUUUCUCUUGUAAACACCACUCAUCAAUGGUUCAAGGCUGUAGAUGGUUUUGGUUACUCGGAAACUCCGCGGGAAGUUAGUUUUUGUGGUCACGCCAUCUUGCAAAAAGAUGGUGAACCACUCGUGGUUUCUGAUGCGUUGAAUGAUUGGCGGUUUAAGAAAAAUCCUCUUGUCACCAAUUCACCUUUCAUCAGAUUCUACGCUGGUGCUCCCCUGCGGACUAAAGAUGGUCACAAUGUUGGUACCGUGUGUUUAAUAGACCAUAAACCAAGAUACGAUUUCGGCCUAUCAGAUCGUAAACAGUUGCAAGAUUUUGCCAGAGUGGUCAUGCGAGAAUUGGAACUUUGGGCUGAUCGGUUAAGAUUGAGAGUGAGAAAUAAGAUGCAACAAAGCAUUGCAGAGUUCAGCAAAUUCUGUCUUGAAACCCAGCUCGCACAUGAGAAUAACUCUACAAAACGAAGAGAAUCGACGUGGGUCGGUGAUCACAGCAAAAAUGGUGACCCGGUUAUGCAACAAUAUUUUGAUAAGGCGGUGACAUUGAUCCGCGAAACGUUGGAAGUUGACGCAUUGUAUGUUUUGGAAAUGCCCUCUUUGUCUUCUCGACCAAUCACCACCACCAGUCGACCAUCAAACAAUGAUUUUUCGGACUUCCUUUUAAGUAGUCCACCGCCUGAACCCCCGACAAAACGUCUGAGGUUUUUGGCAUCAUAUGGACUCAUGAUUUCCCCAGAUGCGAUUAACACGCUCAAGACCACUUCGUUCUUGACACACCUAAUGCAGAUGCAUUCUCAGGGUUACAUAUUUCAAAAUGCCCUUCCUCCAAUACCCACACUUUUUCCCAGUGAUAUGCACUCAGGCAUAGUGGUUCCCAUCUUUGAUAAUUCUAAAAAUGCUUUUGGAUUCCUUAUUGUGCUCACUAAAGAUCCUCACCGGCAGUUCGAAGAAGAAGAGCGUGUCUAUCUGGGAAAUUUUGGGGUAAACAUGGUUAGCGAGGUGUUGAAGAGGCGUGUCAUUGUGGCUGAUCGGGCAAAAAGCGCGUUUAUUAGUUCUAUUUCACAUGAAUUGAGAACACCUUUGCACGGUAUAUUAGCCAGCUGCGAGUUAAUGGCGGAAAAUCCUAUGAACGAGGCACAAUUGGAAUUGCUCAAGACCAUUAAAGGAUGCGGCGCUAGUCUGAUCUCGAUACUCAAUAAUGUACUGGAUUAUGCAAAAUUAGAAAGUUCACAAGAACAGGAUGCUGCCAUACGUUACUCACAGUCGUCACCGAGUGGUGAUGGCAAUCUUUCUAAGGACUUUAAAGACACAGGGAAAUCGUUAUUACAACGUAACGCCAGGCUAAAAGAAAAAAUAAAUUUGGUCAAAGUUUUAGAAGAUGUUGCUGAAUCUUGUGUGGCUGGUCAACAAAUGGUUUCAGCUAUCUACGGAAAAAAUGAUCAACAGCUUGACGCUGAAGAAAUUUCAACCACAGCUACGCAUUCGAGAAAGCGACGGGUUUGUGAUUUAUUGAGCACAAAUCGCAAACAGGUAGUUGGACAAAAUGACGUCGAGGUGAUCAUUGAUUGCGAAUAUAGAGAAAGAGGAUGGUGGGUGAUGUCUGAAGAUGGAGCUGUAAGGCAAAUGCUUAUGAAUAUCGUUGGAAAUGCCCUUAAAUUUACGCAAAGUGGUUACGUUCGGAUCUCACUUACAUGCGUGUCAUCCCCGAGCGAGGAAUCCGAACGAUUGCACGUACUUUUUACAAUAACCGAUACUG